AAAUGUAGCUGACAUCAUAUGCAGGGAUCCUGAUGACAAACAGACAGAUAGUGGCAGACAGGUUCGAGCUUUGUGAUUUGACAUCCUUGCUGAUGGAUAUCACAGCUCUGCCCACAUCAGGAACAGAGCAGCCAAUGACAUGAUGCAUUCGGACCAGACGCCUACGCGUGCAAACCAAUGGGAUCGGUGCUGCUUUGUUUCCCUGCCUGCAUGGCUCUGUUUAGUGCGCACAUGUGACCACGGAAUGCGUUUACUGAUACUUAACCAUCAUCGAUUGGGUACAGAAGUGGACCCCUCUCCUCCUUACAGAUAAACAAAGCAAAAAAAAAAACACCAAUAGCCAAUCUGGCUCUCUGUUAUGGACGCUCUGACGCCUUUCUCUCUUUUAAUUCUCUCAAAGAUCUCCAUCCUCUCAGUCGCGCGUCAUCUUUGAACAUCAACGAGCUUAUUUUAAGCUGCUGACGGGGGGAGAAAAAAAAAAAAAAAAGCACCGUGCGCUCUCACUCUCUCCUCUCCACACAAACAGCAGCUAGGCGGAUGACACCUGUAGCUGAAUCUGGAUCUCAAUCUCAGGGAGAAAGGAGGGAGGUUGGAUUGUUUCACAUCCAUUCAGCGUCUGCGCCCUGCACCGGCGCUGUCUGAUCUCGAGUGGGGAAGCGCAAAGGUAGCCUAAAGCCGUUUACGGACACAUUAAUUUCUAAGCCGCUCUCUGGGUCUGCUUGCAGACAGGAAGGAGCAUGGAUAGAGAGGAAUUUGCUCUGACUAGUGCGGUGAGGGGAUUUGUAGAGCUGGGGGUGUGCUUCUGUGGAAACUAAACUAAGGACAGCGGCUGAAGCACCAUUACUAACAGCUCGCCAUUUCUCUCCAAGCUUCUUUUCAUUAUUAUUUCAUAUUUUUUUGGACGAGGAGAUAGAUUUUUUUCCAAGCAGUCAUGGGGAAAGAUGAGUGCAAAACAAUGCUGGACGCUUUGAACAAAGUCACCGCUUGCUACAGGCAUUUGGUCAUAGCCCUGGGAAGCACCUCGGACUCGCAGAACCUGCGUGAGGAGCUGAAGAGGACCCGUAAAAAGGCCCAGGAGCUGGCCGUGGCCAACAGGACUAAACUGACCUCUCUACUCAAAGACAAGACCAUCAGCAAAGAGGACCGGACCGAGUACGAACGCCUAUGGGUGCUGUUCUCAAGCAGCAUGGAGCUCCUGGAGGUGGACAUGAAAAGGUCCCUGGAGAUAGGGCAGGAUUUCCCCCUCAAGGUACCUACGAGACACCUCAUCCAGACGGGGAUGACCGGCAGCACCACCACCGUGGCGGCCCGGGCAAUGAGCGUGCAGAACAUGAAGUACGAGUCGGACAGCAACAUCGACACGGCAGACCUCCGGGACCUGCAGUCCGAGAUCUCCCAGAUGACCCAGAUGAUGGAGGAGAUGGAGAUGAAGGUGCAGGUGGCACCGUGGGCCGUGGAGGCAAAGCAGGAGGCGGGCGCGGAGCUCAAGUCCAACAUGAGUGUUGGAAAUUCCUCCGUGGGUGUUAUCUCCAUCUGCGAAGAGGAGCCCAAAGAAGAGGAGGGAGGAGGAGGUAACAGGGAUGCUGGCUUUGCCUCCAUUUGCGCCGUGCUUGUCUUCUUUGUCAUCGUUACGGUCGCUGCGGUUUUGGGAUAUUUAGUCAUCAAUAUGUCCUGAACUGUUCAACCAGCAGCCCAAUGCUGAUGGACACCCUGCGCGGCUGUCUACGGGACCGCCACGGUGAUUCAAAGCCAGCAGCUCCACAAAAGAGAAAGAGAGAGGGGCCAUGAGGGGCUGGACAAUUUCGGACACACACCGAAGUUAUCUCUGAUUUGUGAAUGUAUUUGGUGGAGUUGAGGGAGUUGCACUAGGUAAAAUGUAGAACAAUAGCCUAUAGGCAAGUGUGUGUGUGUCUGUGUGUGUGUGUCAAUCGGAGAGAAUGGACUUUACGCACAAUUUGAGUUUAAGUAUUUUGAGGGGCCAAGGGGUCGUGGUAUUUUUGGAAGAGCAAAAAAAAAAAAAAAAAGUCCUGAAAUUACGUGACAGUGUCUGGCCAUCAGGAUGAUGCAAGCAACACGUAAUCCAAGUGGAUUAGUGGAAAAGCUCAAGCGUAAAUGUAGCCUACUGUUAAGUGUUCCCGUUUGAUGUUCUGCUGGUUGAUGCUUUCAGUUUAUGAAUUAUCAUCCAGCAGAGUCAGAUGUGUUCAAGCCAAGCAGGGGAACCAUCUAAUCAAGAAAAGUAGGGUCCUGUUGUAUGAGAACUAAUAGAGCCAGUGUUUCAGUUCAACUCCUCACAUCAUACAGGUUGGAUGUGAUCAAACCUGCACUGUUCCACACUCCUGUUAGCACAGUUUUAAUACAUCAUAUAUAUAUAAAUAUAUAUAAAAAAGCCGUACAACCUGAUUGUACUAGGCCUGCAUCUUAUUUCAUUCAAUCACAAUGUGCUUCAUGAGAGCCUUGAGACCUCUAAUAAUACACCAGUUCACUGUAAGCCUGUUCACGUUCCUUUUCAGGGUUUUUCUUGCAAACAGUGUUGAAUGUAUACAUUGUGAAUAGAGGGGUUUGUACAUACAGACUGCUGUGUCAGAUAAUGUACAUACAUAAGUAUAUUUAUUAUAAUAAAAAAUUGA
Messenger RNA from Larimichthys crocea (large yellow croaker), 2627 nucleotides. Its product is annotated as regulator of G protein signaling 9 binding protein. The coding region runs from base 932 to 1675 and encodes 247 amino acids. Lineage: Eukaryota; Metazoa; Chordata; Actinopteri; Sciaenidae. The transcript has a single exon. The record is from RefSeq and is a predicted model, not a curated record.